UAAAAUAAACGAGUUCGCCCCGGAUAAAAUCCUUACAAAAGAUUGGCGCGAUUAAAAUCAGUUUUUGGCGAGAAUUUAUUUUUCGAAGGGAGAAAACAAUGAAUCGCUUGGUGGUGAUUCCACGUUCGCGCGUUAUUCGAAUCGACGUGUCAGAAAUCGAGGAAACGAUCGAGCGUGUUAAGUUUCUGUGCACGCCACUCGAGAUAAGAGUCUUAUCUAAUGGGGAAUAAUGAUCGUUAAGGAAGAAAACAAGGAGUCACCGUAUCCAGGAAAAUAGCGCGGGAUCGCGAUGUCAUGUAAUGAAUGGAUAAUUUGAUCGAUAUAGCGGCCGACGUCACUGCUGACGUGGAAAAGCGAUCGAUCGGUUCUGAUGAAAGGCGCAAAGUAUGGAAUUUUUCCAUCAAAAUAUCUCGAUCAUCGACAAUAUCACGGAGCUGAAUCUAAGCGAGUCCGAGUACUUGAAUCUGAUGUGGGGCCCGAAACAUCUGCCGCUUAAAGUCGUCUUGCCGAUCACUCUCAUCUACGUCAUGAUCUUCGUCACCGGGGUAUUCGGCAACGUGGUCACCUGCAUCGUCAUCAAACGAAAUCCCGCUUUGCAAACUGCCACUAAUUACUAUCUGUUCAAUCUAGCAAUAUCCGACCUGCUUCUCUUGAUUCUCGGGCUACCUAAUGAGUUGAGCGUAUUUUGGAAACAAUAUCCAUGGACACUCGGAGAAGGUUUAUGCAAAAUCCGAGCAUACGUCUCAGAAAUGUCAUCUUACGUAUCAGUGUUAACGAUAGUGGUGUUUUCAUUGGAGCGGUACUUGGCGAUAUGCCACCCCUUGCAUUUGUACGCGAUGAGCGGGCUUAAACGACCUGUGCGAUUCAUCGUAGGCGCCUGGUUGCUGGCUCUUAUCUUCGCCCUGCCCUUCGCCGUUUACACCACCGUCAAUUACAUCGAGUAUCCGCCAAAAUCCGGUCGCUAUUCCGAGGAAUCGGCAAUGUGUGCCAUGUUGCUGCCCAACAUGCCCAAGUUUCCCCUUUACGAGCUCAGCUGCCUCAUAUUCUUUCUCGUGCCGAUGCUGUCGAUAGCGGUGCUCUAUGUGAGAAUGGGUCUCCGAAUACAAAGCAACGGCCUCGGGCAUAGCAUCGAGGGCUCCGUUCACGGAGAAACGAGGCAGGCUCAAUCACGAAAAGCCAUCAUCCGAAUGCUCAGUGCGGUCGUGAUAACAUUUUUUAUCUGCUGGGCGCCCUUCCACGCUCAGCGAUUAAUGUACGUGUAUCAGGUAUCGGCUUUCGAAGUCAUUAAUGAGUGGUUAUAUCCGCUGGGCGGUUGCUUGUACUACUUCAGCACAACUGCGAACCCAAUCUUGUACAACGUGAUGAGCGCCAAGUACAGGAUGGCGUUCAAGAAAACACUUCGCUGCACGCCAACGAGCCCUACCAUCACGAGGGACGAUCUCAGCAGCAUGAGAGACAGCACGGUAUGCGGUUGCGGAUCCAGAAGGGGAUCGCAGGUGGUCCGUAUAAGAAGCGUACAUUAUCAACGUAGUAUUAAAUGCAACAUGUCGCACGCCAACGAGAUGCUUCGAUCGUCGAUGAGAUUACGUUACGACGAUGAGGACGACGAAGCGGGUAACUGUGGCGCCGAGAGAUCCUGUGACAUCCUAAAUCCCGAUACGCGGCUACGAGACACGAGGAGAUCCUCGUUUCUCGCGCAUUCGCGAAACGGUAGGACCAAGUAUCUGUCAAACGAGAAAACGAAGGAUGGCGUCGCACAAAUGACAGCGGCAAAUGAAACGUGUAUCUGAUUCUCGGCUUAUAUUAACGGAAGGAGGAAGAAAUGUUACGGCGCAAGAAUCGUAAACAACAUUCCUCGGACUGGAUAAAAAAAAACUACUAGUGUCGCUCAUGCAUGUAUAACGAGAGUUGACUCAUGUGCAGAUUAACGGAAAACAUUGGAUUACCCCAAAAGGACGAUUGUCGAGGGAGGAGGACGUGCCGCGUUUUUUCUCUCGUCAAAAACAUAUCCGGCAAACGGGAUUUUAUGAAAAAUAAUGUUUUGCCGAAGUAAAGUUACCAAGUGUCUAAGUGAAAAAUAAUAUGAGUGUCGCGGAGAUUGACAAAGUUAUAUUUACUUAUAACGAGAGGAAAAAAAAAAAAUAUAUAUAUAUAUAUAUUGCAUAAUAUUAUGCAAUCGAAUAAAGAUAUCGCAGAGGUAAUUAAACUUUGCGGCGCGGAAUUAAUUUAAUAUUCACACUUCAUACACAAACUUAUAAGGAAAAUGUAUGAACGGCGGAAUGGAGUUGCAAGAUGAGAUUUAAAAUAUUUGACUAGAUAAUAGAUAAUAGAAUAGAUGAUAGAAUAGAUGAUAAAAUAAAAAAAAUGUUUGUUCUAACAAUAAGUGCAAAAGACUGAAGAGAAGUGAGAGACGAAAAUGAAGGAUGUAUUGGCAAAUAUUUGCGAUCUUAAGCAAUAAUAAUUGAUGCUCUUCAAGUUGAUCCUAAGAAUAAUUUAUGAUUGAACAUUAGCUUUUUAAGCUAAUUUAAUUUAAUCUUUUCAUUAUAAUUUGACAGCAUCAAUAUGUGAAAAGUAUUAGAAAAUGGCAUAUUUUCGGCUCUUCUCAAUCUCAAUCAUUUUUCUAUAUUAUUUUAUUCGCAAUUUCUCUGAAGAUUAUUGUAACUUUGAACUACACACACACACACAUACACACACAUACAUACUCGCAUACGUACAAUAUCUAUUUAAUUUCUAUUGUAAAU
This is a messenger RNA of Cataglyphis hispanica, 2741 nucleotides long. Its product is annotated as neuropeptides capa receptor-like. NCBI's taxonomy places the organism in Eukaryota, Metazoa, Arthropoda, Insecta, Hymenoptera, Formicidae. Gene Ontology annotation, cellular component: plasma membrane. The coding region runs from base 387 to 1790 and encodes 467 amino acids. The transcript has 6 exons. The record is from RefSeq and is a predicted model, not a curated record. Gene Ontology annotation, molecular function: neuromedin U receptor activity. Gene Ontology annotation, biological process: neuropeptide signaling pathway.